UGGAGGGUGUCGGCGCCCAAACUGUGGUGUCGCGCCCGCGAACGCGCUGCUUCCCUUAGUGCGCUGCACAUUUUCUCGCUGUUUGCUGCCAGUGGUGACAUUUUGUCUCCACGGAUAUCAAGUGGCCAGGCCUGUAGUCAGAAUUUGACUUCCCUUCUUUUCCCUUCUUUGCCACGUGCUUGCACACAUGGGUGGCCUAGCGACAGCCUGACUUCUUGCAGCUGCGGAGCGCGUCUUCCCGCCCCGGACUUGGUCCUGUCUGUAGGUGGUACGGGGGCUGGAGAGGCUAAACGGAAAAGGGAACCCUGAAGUUGGCAUUUGCCUGGAUCUGGAAAACAAACAGCUGUUCUUGAAGACUAAUUAGUUACACUGGACAUGCUGCUGUUCUUUGCUUUGGGAUUGCUUGUACAUUUUGUGUUCUUUGCCUCCAUCUUUGACAUUUAUUUUACAUCUCCUCUGGUUCAUGGAAUGACUCCUCAGUUUACACCAUUGCCUCCUCCAGCAAGAAGAUUAGUGUUGUUUGUUGCUGAUGGCCUUCGAGCAGACGCACUUUACGAAUUAGAUGAAAAUGGAAACUCUAGAGCACCGUUUAUUAGGAAUAUAAUAAUGCAUGAAGGCAGCUGGGGUGUAUCUCAUACACGUGUGCCAACAGAAUCUCGGCCAGGUCACGUAGCCCUGAUAGCUGGGUUUUAUGAAGAUGUCAGUGCAGUUGCCAAAGGAUGGAAGGAAAAUCCUGUAGAAUUUGAUUCUCUUUUUAAUGAAAGUAAAUACACAUGGAGCUGGGGAAGCCCAGAUAUUCUACCUAUGUUUGCCAAAGGUGCUAGUGGAGACCACGUUUAUACGUAUAGUUAUGAUUCUAAGAGACAGGAUUUUGGUGCUCAAGAUGCAACAAAACUGGAUACGUGGGUUUUUGAUAAUGUUAAGGACUUCUUUCAUCAUGCCAGAAACAACCAGUCUUUGCUUUCUAAAAUAAAUGAAGAGAAGAUAGUUUUUUUCUUACAUUUAUUAGGAAUAGAUACAAAUGGACAUGCUCAUCGACCAUCCUCAAGGGACUACAAGGACAAUAUUAAAAAAGUUGAUGAUGGAGUCAAAGAAAUCGUUUCUAUGUUUAACCAUUUCUAUGGAAAUGAUGGGAAAACAACAUUUAUCUUUACCUCUGACCAUGGAAUGACAGACUGGGGUUCCCAUGGGGCUGGUCAUCCUUCAGAGACUUUAACUCCUUUAGUCACUUGGGGAGCUGGAAUCAAGUAUCCCCAAAGAGUAUCAGCUCAGCAAUUUGAUGACACAUUUUUGAAAGAGUGGAGAUUGGAGAACUGGAAGAGGCUAGAUGUCAAUCAGGCUGAUAUUGCACCAUUGAUGUCUUCCCUUAUUGGAGUUCCCUUUCCUCUUAAUUCAGUGGGAAUCCUUCCUGUGGAUUAUCUUAACAACACUGAUAUCUUCCAAGCAGAGAGCAUGUUUACAAAUGCAGUACAGAUUCUUGAACAGUUCAAGGUGAAAAUGACUCAGAAAAAAGAAGCUACUUUACCAUUUUUGUUUACACCAUUUAAGUCACUUUCUGAUUCCAAACAGUUUGACAUUUUAAGAAAAGCAAGAUCUUAUAUAAAAGACAGAAAGUUUGACGAAGCAGUCUCCCUUUGCAAGGAGCUAAUUCAUCUUGCGUUGAAAGGAUUGUCCUAUUAUCACACAUAUGACAGAUUCUUUUUGGGCAUCAAUAUUGCUAUUGGUUUUGUGGGAUGGAUCUCUUAUGCUUCUUUGUUGAUCAUCAAGUCUCAUUCCAACCUUAUAAGAGGUGUUAGUAAAGAAGUUAAGAAACCAAGCCAUUUCUUGCCAUGUAGUUUUGUAGCUAUUGGCAUUUUAGUAGCAUUGUUUCUGCUGAUUCAAGCCUGUCCCUGGACAUAUUAUGUAUAUUGUUUGUUGCCAGUGCCAAUAUGGUAUGCAGUUCUAAGAGAAUUUCAGGUUAUUCAAGACCUUGUCACAUCACUAUUGACCUAUCCUCUGAGCCAUUUUGUUGGGUACCUGUUAGUCUUUACCCUGGGAAUUGAAGUAUUAGUUCUCAGUUUUUUCUACCGGUAUAUGCUUACUGUUGGACUUACUGCUUUUGCGGGUUGGCCAUUUCUUACUAGGCUGUGGACUCGAGCAAAGGUGACCUCACUGAGUUGGACUUUCUUCUCUUUGCUCCUGGCAGUGUUCCCACUGAUGCCGGUUGUAGGUCGAAAGCCAGACAUCUCUCUAGUGAUGGGUGCAGGCUUGCUGGUUCUUCUGCUCUCCCUGUAUGUUGUAACAUCUCUCACAAAAAGAAAAGAUAGCUUUAUAAAGGAAGAGCUAUUGGUACAUCUAUUACAGGUGCUGAGCACAGUGCUCUCCAUGUAUGUUGUGUAUAGCACCCAGAGUAGUCUACUCAAGAAGCAAGGACUGCCUCUUACAAAUCAAAUUAUUAGCUGGGCAACAUUAGCCUCUUCCUUGAUUGUGCCACUACUGAGUUCUCCAGCUCUCUUUCAGCGAUUGUUCAGCAUACUUCUUUCAUUGAUGUCAACCUACCUACUUUUAAGCACAGGGUAUGAAGCUCUCUUUCCACUAGUAUUGUCUUGUUUGAUGUUUGUCUGGAUAAACAUAGAACAAGAAACCCUGCAACAAUCUGGUGUUUCCUGUAAACAAAAGCUUACUAGUAUCCAGUUCUCUUACAAUACUGACAUAACUCAGUUUCGACAGCUGUGUCUGGAUGACAUCCGUAGGGCCUUUUUCCUUGUUUUCUUCUUAGUGACAGCAUUUUUUGGAACCGGAAAUAUAGCUUCUAUUAACAGCUUUGAUCUUGCCUCUGUCUAUUGUUUUCUGACUGUGUUCAGUCCUUUCAUGAUGGGAUCCCUGAUGAUGUGGAAGAUUUUAAUCCCCUUUGUUCUUGUUAUGUGUGCUUUCGAAGCAGUUCAAUUGACUACUCAGUUAUCGUCAAAAAGCCUUUUUCUCAUUGUUCUCGUCAUAUCAGACAUUAUGGCUUUGCAUUUUUUCUUCUUGGUCAAGGAUUAUGGCAGCUGGCUUGAUAUUGGAACAAGCAUCAGCCACUAUGUAAUUGUCAUGUCCAUGACCAUCUUUUUGGUGUUCCUCAAUGGCCUGGCCCAGCUGCUCACAACAAAGAAACUCAGACUAUGUGGCAAACCCAAAAGUCACUUGAUGUGAUGUUGCUGAAACACCAUUCAGCACCUGGAUCCUGAUUCUCCUUUUAAACUAAAAUCUCAUCAAGGAUUCAAUCAGAAGAUGAGUACUAAUGUAUAAUAUAUUCUACUCCUGUAAGAACAAUUGUAUUUGGAAUUCUGAAUUGACAGGUUUCUGGAACAAAGGAGCUUCUUUUCUUUUUUCUAGGUUUUGCAGGCAUGAAAUAAUGAUUCUAUCUGUAGAAAAAUGUAGGAAGGCAUUCUCCAUUUUCAUUUUUUUCCUUUGGCUGGCAGCUUUUCCUAGUGAUGUUUAGAGCACCUGCAACAAUCUGGUCCCCAACCACACAACUUCCCACAUACCCAAAGGAGAACAUAUGCCUGUGGGGGCAGUGCUGAUGGCAUCCAGAAUCAUUGCCAUGGCUGAACUGGAAGGAAAUUACCAGGUGGCACCAUAAAUAUUUAUCAGCUUUCAGCACUGGCUUUGUUAGACAAUCAGGGUGUAUUAUUUCAAAUUUGCUAAAGCUUCAGUAGAAAAACAUGUUUGCAGGUAUUUGUCAUGGUCCUUUAGUAUGCAGUAAUACUAUCUUAUCCUUUUUAGUGCUAUUUCUAGGAUUUUCCUAGUCUACCAGCUAGAUGCACGUCUAACCUUCACCUUUUUUUCACUUCAGGAUUUUCAUGGAAUUCUGAAUGAUACAAAAGUAGAGAGUGCUUAGUAUUCGUGUCUUACACAUAGGAAAAAUAUUAAAACAAAUAGUUUUUAAUUGUAGGUUCAACAUGUUACCCCUGUGGCUUUUUCAUAUAUUGUUUUUUUCCUUUGAAUUUCUUUCUACUGUCAUCUAUUAUUUUAACAGGAUUCUAAAAAUCAAUGGUUAAACUUUCUGACAAUAUCAUAGGAAUUCAUAUUAAAGUUGUUAUUCUUUGUGGUUGUGAGAUUCUAGCCCAAAGGUCUAAAAUCUCUUCAGCAAAUUAGAUUUCCAUUUGUAAACAACUUCUAAUGGGCAAAAUUUUUUCAGAGUAGUUUUUAUUUGGAUUGUUCAUAAAAUUACCCUUAUGUAUCCCUGUGGAGUUGGCCUUUUGUCUGUGAUGUGCCAGUAGCUUUUGGCUGAUGCUAAGCUUUCCUGGUAUGUGCCCUAUUUUUAAAAAGUAAUUGCUUUUGAAUUAAGUUAUAGCAUUACUAAUUCACGUUAAUGACUAGGAAACCCUCUAUAGUUUAUUAGAUUUUUCAAAUUGGCAGGGAGUGAAUAAAUACAAUUUAAAAGAGUCAGAUAUCAGUUUGGCAAAGAGUACUUUCUUAAUUUCAAUUUAUGAUGAAGUAUAGUUACAAUUUAUUUGUAAUACUAUAUGGUAUAGCAGUGAAAGAAUUAUAGUAUAAAGAAGAGGUAUUAAUGUCUUAUGAAAUCUCAUGCAUCAGUUCAUAGUAUUUAUCUAGCUGAACAACUAAGAAGCUGUGGUAGCAAACACUGACAUUGAUGGAACAAGAAUCAUGAACUUUCAUAUUACCAGAAAGGAUUUUUUUUUAUUAGUUUUUUUUCACACAUCAGAGAAAACUGACUGUAUAAAUACUUACCAUUUACCUCUUUAUGUAGUUUUGCUUUUCAUCCUUUCCCCAAUUUUUAUAUAAUCAAUAUUUUAUUACAACAUUGUAAAA
Molecule: messenger RNA, 4794 nt
Organism: Callithrix jacchus (white-tufted-ear marmoset)
Lineage: Eukaryota; Metazoa; Chordata; Mammalia; Primates; Cebidae
Gene: PIGN
Product: phosphatidylinositol glycan anchor biosynthesis class N
Biological process (GO): GPI anchor biosynthetic process
Cellular component (GO): endoplasmic reticulum membrane
Molecular function (GO): mannose-ethanolamine phosphotransferase activity
Source: RefSeq, a predicted model, not a curated record